AUGGAGGACCAUAGGGAGAGUAGCGACAUGAAAGGCGACCCCAACAGAGAGAUUUCAGCCACUGGGGAUAUCAUUCUCGUCGUCGGGGCUUCUGAUUCCGACGAUCCACAGCUCCGUCUUAGAGUUCAGUCGACCAUCCUUCGAGAGGCGUCUACGGUCUUCAGGACCAUGCUUUCCCCUCCAUGGAUCGAAAGUCAGGAUAUUUCGGCCAAAAACCCGAAGGAGAUUCAACUUCCCGAAGAUGAACCUAAAGCCAUGGAGGUCGUUUGUCUAGCAUUACAUUUCCGCAGCAACCUCAUCAACCCUCACUGGCUCGAGGAACAGGGUGGACAAAGAAUGCUCGAUGUUGCCAUUCUGAUCGACAAGUACGACUUGAAGGCAUCGAUGAGGCUUAUUACCGACACGUGGUUUCGGCAGUCCAUGGGGUGUAUCAUGGAGGAGUCCAUAUACCGUAUGGCCGCAGCCUGGAUUCUCGAAGAGGAGGAAUUCUUUGCGCAAUAUAGCUGGAUAGUCAUGAUCACCUAUACCGGGCCGUACGCCAAACUUCUUUCCCAGGGGCUCCUCAGGGAAAAAUUACCUCCACAAAUAUUCCGUAAUCAAAAACCCAUAUGUUCGGUCCUGUCGAUCAUAGACGACUUGAUGCCGCUUGCCGAAGAACAGAAGAUUUUCCCGAAGUCCUGGUGUACAGAGGUCAAACAGAUGCACAACGACAAGGUUAUGGACACGCGCCUCGGCAGAUAUUUCGAUUGGAGUGGCUCUACCAUCUGCUCCAGGCUCCCGGAGUGGAUGGAGAGAGAGACAAGCCUUUGCCUUCGGUGUCUCCGAGAGGAUGAAUCACGUGCAGACUACACCUACUGUAGGAACAAUCUGCUUUGCGAGCACUCCAAAACAAGACAGCUGGGAUCUACCGGUUCCGCGAUGAACCUGUUGGGCAAACGAAAUACACAGGACGAUGACAGAGAUGGAAGAGCCCUUGCAUGA
Neurospora tetrasperma FGSC 2508 is the source of this 981-nucleotide messenger RNA. RefSeq lists its product as uncharacterized. Bases 1 to 981 code for a protein of 326 amino acids. The transcript has 2 exons. The record is from RefSeq and is a predicted model, not a curated record. Lineage: Eukaryota; Fungi; Ascomycota; Sordariomycetes; Sordariales; Sordariaceae.